AGCUAAACAAGCAAGUCAGUUUAUGUUGUGCAACUGGAAAGUUAAGAGCAAACAAUUGAAGGCUUAUACGAAACCGCGUAAUAGGAUUAGCAAUAUUGAAUUAUGCAUUUAUCAGUGACUCGAGACAGUCACUUGGUGAAGUGAUUGCAUGGGAAUUAGUGCAACCGUGAAAAGUUAAAAGAAAAGUGGACAUUUUGUGGAAAAAUGACAAGGGGACCGAAAAAUACUAUUAGCAGAUCGAGGGUGGUGCUAUCUCAGGUUUUAGCAUGCGCCGCGCUAAACGUUCUGCUGAUUGGACUGGGGAUGUCUAUCAGCUUCGUCACCAUGGUCCUACCCGAAGUGCUCGACGCUAAGGAAGGCCUGACGAUGAACCAGUCACAGGCGUCGUGGUUCGGCAGCAUGGCGUUUCUAUGUCAGCCAUUGGGCAGUAUUUUCUCCGGCCUCAUUCUGGACUACUUUGGGAGGAAGAAGGCUCUGUUUCUAGUCAACAUCCCACACUUGAUAGCGUGGCUGCUCAUGUACUUCGCGUGGGACGUCCCUUCCUUGUUCCUCGGAAACGCUCUUCUGGGCAUCGGUACGGGGAUUAUGGAGGCACCUUCUGUGACAUACGUCGGAGAAGUGAGUGAUCCAUCUCUCCGAGGCAUUCUUACAACGCUGACCAACUGUUUCACAUCAAUUGGGAUGUUCGUCGCGUAUCUGCUGGGUACUGUAGUGUCAUGGCGACAGGCAGCACUUGUGUCACUCACUGUACCUUUGGCGACGAUGGCGCUUGUAUUAUUUGUUCCAGAAACUCCAAUAUGGUUGAUAUCAAAAGGUCGGCAAAAAGAAGCAUUACAUUCCUUAUGCCGACUCCGAGGAUGGGCUCAACCAGAACAUGUCCAAGACGAGUUCAACCAACUGCUAGAAUACAACAACGCUUACAGAGAAUGCGUAAUUUGCUCCGAAGAAAGAACUCCGGAAGAUCAACCAUGCGAACAUUCCAACUAUAACAUUUUCAAGAAGAUAUUCUUAAAAUAUAAGUAUGUGUUCUUCGUCAAAGAGACCUUGAGACCGUUUGGGCUGGUUAUGGCAUAUUUCUUCUUUCAUACCAUGAGUGGUUUGAUACCAGUUAGGCCUAACAUGGUUAACGUGUGCAAGGCUUUGGGAAUGAAGUUCGAUUCAAAAGCUAUUGUGGUAACAGUUGGACUGGUCUACAUAUUAAUGAACCUCAUCUCAGCAGCUGUAGUCAAAUCUAUUGGCAAAAGAAAACUAGUACUAAUAUCGUUAUUCGCCUCAGCGUGCUGCAGUCUUGCUAUAAGCAUAUACGCAGGAGUUAAUUUACCUUUCAACGUGUUUUCGUACGAGCCAAGCACAUUCCCAGAACAGAAGGAGUUUUUACCCAUCGUCCUAUUUAUGUUAUUAGUCUCCUUUACUAGCACGGGUAUACCUUGGGUACUGCUUUCGGAAGUUUUCCCAUUCAGGAGCCGAGGCAUGGCGACUGGUUUAGCGGCCGCUCUCAGCUACAUCAUUUUCUUUUUAGCUUCAAAAACUAACUACAAUCUAGAAUCAAGUUUUCACAUUCAUGGAACAUUUUUACUUUACGCUAUCAUAGGUUUUAUUGGUACUGUUUAUUUAUAUUUCUUCUUGCCAGAAACAGAACGUAAGACUUUAGUAGAAAUCGAAGCGUAUUAUAAGGGAAAUCAAAAAAUAUUUGCCAAUGAUUUUUUUAUUAAUGCUUUCAAAAAGAAAAACGGUAAAAACAACGAUGUAGAUUGUCCUAUGCUAGUCACUUGUAGUUCAAUUAAGUAGGUAGACUUACUUAAUAAUUAUUGUUAUAUUACUUAUUUUUAUAAAAUUCUCAAUUCUUAGGAAAAUAAUACGAAUUUUGCUUUUGUUAAACGCUUAUGAUAUUUUAGGCUGGUGCCAUGCCUUAUUUCGUUAUUAAGUAUUUAAGGUUGUUAAAUUUAGUGUCCUUAUUUAAAAUUGAUGUAUGUGAGAAAUUAUCUAACAAUAGGAAAGUUGAACUCAUAUUGAGUUUUAGCCCACAAAAUUGUAAAAUUGAAAAUCUUUGUACUGAAUUCGCAUAAAAUACUUAGAUCUUAUUUUGUUUAAUAUAAAUUUUAUAUUCUUAAAAAUUGUGAUAAAAUAAAUUAACAUAAAAAGUCUAGUUACUACGAUAUAGCACAAAAGAUCUGUAUCAAUUGAAGUAAAGAGUAUGAGUAUUUCGCACAAAAAUAUAUAUGGAAAUACCAAUCUAAAUCAGUUAAU
Molecule: messenger RNA, 2247 nt
Organism: Maniola jurtina (meadow brown)
Lineage: Eukaryota; Metazoa; Arthropoda; Insecta; Lepidoptera; Nymphalidae
Product: facilitated trehalose transporter Tret1-like
Exons: 8
Coding region: 205-1788 (527 amino acids)
Biological process (GO): transmembrane transport
Cellular component (GO): membrane
Molecular function (GO): transmembrane transporter activity
Source: RefSeq, a predicted model, not a curated record